GUCUGCUCUCUCUGGCGCUGAUCCAAUCUCCACGCUGACGCGCACGCCGUAUGAUAUCGAAGGAUGAUCUCUCGUCAACUUGCUCACUCGGAGACAUUCAAAGUCGCGCCGAGUGUUUGACUGUAAAAGUGUGAGCGCCCGCACGCAACAAUGUGUGCGUGUGCGUCAUUAGGAUGCUCCAAGACCACACACACAGCCUCAACGUGUGUGCGUGUGCGUGUAUAUCAAGAGGAAGCCACGGUGGCACGGAGUUCGUGCCAACUGCUCCUUAGCAACGACGCUUUCGACUUCACUCCACAACAUCACAUUCGUAUUUACAUGAUCUUGGGACGGACGAGUACCGAUGCAAGGGAUCGGGCAGACAGCGGAGAAAAUUUCGAGGUUUCGGGUACUCGUGGAGGCCGCAAAAAUAUAAAAUAAAUCUGACAUGGAGUAAGUCCUCCUUGCCAGCAGCUGGCGCUACACUGCGGCGGUUUGACACAUCAGCCAAUCAUCGUGAGCGUCAGAAAGAAAGAGGUGACAAAAGUACCUGAUGCUUCGCGCUAAUCUUGCCACCUGCCACUGAACACACAAACGUGCACGCGCGCGCGCGCACACACACAGGCAGCAUGGCGUCCAAGCCGCGUGUGCUGAGUGAGCAGGAGGAGCUACAAAGGAGAGCCAAUCAGGUCACAGAGGAGUCGCUGGAGAGCACACGCAGGAUGAUGCAGCUGGUGGAGGAGAGCAAAGACGCCGGCAUCCGAGCGUUGGUCAUGUUGGACGAGCAAGGAGAGCAGCUGGAGCGCGUUGAAGAAGGUUUGGAUCAAAUCAACGCCGACAUGAAGGAAGCCGAGAAAAACCUGACCGACUUGGCAAAGUGCUGCGGCCUCUGCGCUUGUGACAAGUGUGUGCGCGUGUGUGCGUGGCUCUACAUUAUCCUCGUGAAGUUCGCCAAAAGACCGCAGUCACUCCAAGAGUUGUCUGCAAAACUGAAGGCCUUGGAAGAAAGCGGGGCCUACAAGGCGGUUUGGGGCGGCGGCUCCGGACACGACGCGGUGAUGUCCGAUCAGCCGCCGUCGUCUCGCGUGGUGGACGAGCGCGAGCAGAUGAUUAUGAGCGGCGGAUACAUUCGCAGGGUGACGCGGGACGCCCGCGAGGACGAGAUGAACGACAACCUGGCGCACGUGGGCAGCAUCGUGGGCAACCUGAGAUGCAUGGCGCUCGACGUGGGCAACGAGAUCGACACACAGAACGUACAGAUCGAACGCGUUCAAGGGAAGGUGGACACCAGUAGAAGCAGCACAAUUGGUGUGACAAUUCAUGUCAUUUCUCUGUCUGGGUCGUUUUCAUAUGCUGCAAUUUGAUCAAUAAAGGCCAUUCUGAACGUGGCGCGCAUCGAGACCGCCAAGCAGAAAGCUAACAACCUCAUCAAAAAAUAGAAGAGGCGCUCAUCGUCCCAGCAGGCGCGCGGACCACCGUGAGCCUUCGACGUUAGCAUUUAGCUCGCCGCUUUGUUCCACCGGCGCCAGCGGCAACAUUCCUUCACCCAAAAGUGUCGAAUAAAAGCCAGAAACUCAC
This is a messenger RNA of Phyllopteryx taeniolatus (common seadragon), 1557 nucleotides long. Its product is annotated as SNARE_SNAP25N and SNARE_SNAP23C domain-containing protein. Lineage: Eukaryota; Metazoa; Chordata; Actinopteri; Syngnathiformes; Syngnathidae. The record is from RefSeq and is a predicted model, not a curated record. The coding region runs from base 609 to 1343 and encodes 244 amino acids. Gene Ontology annotation, biological process: synaptic vesicle fusion to presynaptic active zone membrane; synaptic vesicle priming; exocytosis. Gene Ontology annotation, cellular component: SNARE complex; plasma membrane. Gene Ontology annotation, molecular function: syntaxin-1 binding; voltage-gated potassium channel activity; SNAP receptor activity. The transcript has 9 exons.